Molecule: messenger RNA, 3669 nt
Organism: Colletotrichum scovillei
Lineage: Eukaryota; Fungi; Ascomycota; Sordariomycetes; Glomerellales; Glomerellaceae
Product: ubiquitin carboxyl-terminal hydrolase
Exons: 4
Coding region: 454-3261 (935 amino acids)
Biological process (GO): protein deubiquitination
Cellular component (GO): nucleus; cytosol
Molecular function (GO): cysteine-type deubiquitinase activity; cysteine-type endopeptidase activity
Source: RefSeq, a predicted model, not a curated record
AUUUUUUGUCAUCUCCAUUGGAAGCAACCGCACAGCUAACUUCGCAGCCGUCGCCCCGUCCCAGUCCUCGACCCUUCACCGUUGCUGCCUUCAUCGCAGCUCGCCCCUCCGUGUCUGCGCGAUUAAUCACUUGUGUCGAGCAACUUGUUCAUUUUACUUCUCCCCUCUUUGCUCAUUCGGAAUACUUAAGUCGGGCCCAUUUUCUUCCCAACGGUUCCCCGCAACCCUCACGAGAGCGACGCACGACUGAAGGCGAUUGGAAAUAUUACCUUCUCGUGCAUCCCACACGAUCAGACAACCUAAUACUCGAUACUCGAACCGAUCUCAGACUAAUCUGUCGACGCUCCAUUGCGAACGCGCCGACAACCGUGUUGAAGGAAGCCGCAGGUUCAAGGCAGUGAUAGUUCCAGCCGUGGACGAUCACUGCAAAUACACGACUCCCAAGCCGGCAGGAUGAACAAUCGUCAUCUGCCGGCUGGGCAAGCCAUGCCGGGGGGCGGAGGGCCAGGAGGAGGUGUCGAUAUGGGUGGUGGUCCCGGAGGGGGUAACAGACGGAGGAUGCAGCAACAACCGACGUAUGCGCAAUACCAGCAAUAUCAACAGUAUCAGCACCAGCCCAUGUAUCCAAACUACAUGAACCCCUACGCUCAGCCGACGCCGUAUUACCAUCAGCUGCCGCAUCAGUACCAGAACGGAAGCAUGCCCUCUGGCUACAUGCACUAUCAGCAACAGCAGCCCUACGUGCGGUCACCACAGGCCAUGCCUCAACCUCAAUAUGUCCCCAUGGCCGGCGUGAGCGUUCCUCAGCCGUAUUCGCAACCGUCGCCUGCUCUCUCAACGCCGUAUCACCCACCUCCCAUCCCUGCUGUCAACCCUGUUCAGACGCCGCCGCCUCCUCCGCCUCCGCACGUUGAACCUACGCCCGAGCCUUCAGUCGUCACACCUUCUGUAGUGUCCUCGGUCGUUUCUUCAUCAGUCGUCACGCCUUUCGCUGAGCCAUUCCACCCGGCCGCGGCGCCCCCAGCCCUUGCCUCUGCCCCUGCUCCCGAGAGCCCAGAGCUUCCCAAAGAUGUAAAAGAAUUUCGCGCACCACUCCCUUGGACACCUCCCGACCAAGCACCGUUCCCUAGAAGGGCUCCCAAGUCAAGGCGACGCAGAAGAUUGAUGAGUGCGAAUGCUCAGAAUCUGACACUGCCUGUGGAGCAGCACGAGGGCGCUCUCGAGUCGGCCACCAAAAGCGGCACGGAGGACAGCCUCCAAGUGAAGGCCGAUGCGAAGAAGGCAGCGCCCUGGAACUCCAAGGACACCGAUUCCGAGAGCGCUACCCUGAGAGCAGACUCCCUGACGUCUGAAACUCCUAAGGAGAGUGACAGGUCAGCGACUAGCGUCUCAAACAUGGGCAGCCCGAAGGUGAAUGUGCCGGGAUCUGAGGCCAGACCCACGACAAGCAACUCGAACGCGUCGGCGUCCCGCCCUGCUGUUCCUGUCGUCCCAGUCAUCCCAGCUCUCCCUAAGAGCAGCCCCAAGGAGGCUAAGGCAACAAGCGUCAGCCAGCCGGCAGAAGAGCUCAAGCAAGCUGCAUCUCAAGAGGCGAAGCCUGCUGAAGCAACAGAGGGCACGGAAGUCGCUGGCACGGAGCAAGAGAAGCUCGAGGCUCCUCCGGCAGCUCCCGCCAAGGCGGCUCCGAAGUCAUGGAGUGGAUUGUUCUCCGCAGCCGCCGCCGCGGCUGCUCCCAAGGCGCAGCCCGCUGUUAAUGGCCCUGUUGCUCCGGCCGCGGCCAACGGUGCCACCACAAAUGGCGAUGGUGCUGUAAACGGUAGCGCACCCACCUUUUCUGCAGGAAACACAAAUUCUCUGGCGUCUGCCAUCCAAGACUUCCGGGUUAGCAAUGCUGCCAGGGUUCAGUUCAUCGAGCCGAGAGGCCUGAUCAACACCGGCAAUAUGUGCUACAUGAAUUCAGUUUUGCAAGUUCUUCUCUUCUGUGCGCCAUUCUACAACUUCUUGGAUCAGGUCAGCAAGAAGGCUGUGCACAAGUUCAAGAGCGACACGCCCGUCAUCGAUGCCAUGAUUAUGUUCAUGAGGGAGUUCCGGGUCAUCGACUCGACUGAAACGGUUGAGAAACUGCGCCGGAAGCUCAAGAGCGAGCAGCUGGAGCAAUAUGGUGAUUCGUUCAUUCCCGAGUUUGUGUACAAGGCCAUCCAGCCUCUACCGGCGUUUGCUAGCAUGAGACGUGGGCACCAGCAAGAUGCUCAGGAGUUCCUGGGUUUGAUUCUCAAUGCCAUCGACGAAGAAUGCGCCCAAGUAAUGUCAACGAGUGGCUCUACCAACGGGGCCGCUGAAACCCGGCCUACGUCCUCCGCCGCCAGCGUUGUUGAGUCGAAUGACGGCGCGGACGGGUGGUUUGAGGUCGGAUCGAGACAGAGAGCAGUUGAGACGCGCUCUUCCGGAGCCAGCUCGACGACGCCCAUCACUCGUUUGUUUAGUGGACAGUAUCGAUCAGAGCUUCGCCGUCCUGGUGUGAAGGACUCGGUGACUACCGAGCCUUUCCAGUCCCUGCAGCUGGACAUUGGCGCCCCGUACAUUCACAACGUUGUCGACGCGAUAAAGGGUCUGACGGUGCCCGAGAGGCUACAGGGCGAUGCUGCCCCCAUGACGAAGCAGACUCUGAUUGAGACUUUGCCCCCGAUUCUCAUCCUUCAUCUGAAGCGCUUCAAGUUCGACACCGAAGGAACGACCAAGAUCGGCAAGAAGGUCGGUUACCCCCUCGACUUGCAGCUCCCCGCGGAAGUUCUCUCGAAGCGGCGACGCAACGCUCUUGUCUCCGAAGGUGUCGGCAUGCCCAAGUACAGGCUCAUCGGUGUUGUCUACCACCACGGCAAGCAAGCCAACGGCGGUCACUACACCGUGGAUGUGCGAAGGCAAGACGAAAACGAGUGGAUCCGCCUGGAUGAUACGAUCAUUCGACGUGUCCGCAGCGAGGACGUGGCCGAGGCCGGUGCGGAGGAGGAUGCCAAGGACACGGGCCGAUCCGGUCCCGCGUCGCGUGAUGCGUCGACCAACCGGUUCGGCGCAAUGGCAGACGACGACGAGGGCGAUGAUUGGAAGGAGGUCACCACCUCUGCCAAGGGCGGUGAUAAGGGCGGCGAGAAGAAGUGGAGCGCCGUGGCCAACGGCAAUGGCACCGCAUCCAAGGGCAAGCCGGCCAAGGACAACAUCAAGGACAACAAGGUUGCCUACCUGCUCUUCUACCAGCGAGUCUGAGCCGACGAAAGAGUACUCUGGGAUCCCAACAUUCAACAGUAAUCGUCGCGUCGAUAGGCGCGCGUGGGGAUGAGCACGUAAGGUGGUGGUGAACUUGCUUCAAAAGGCGCAGAUCGAGCCAUAUCAAGCAAGAGUUUGAAGUCUACAAAGUAGAAAAAGGUGAAGAAGGGAGAGAGAGAGAGAUAGAGAGGAUGCAGCUGUGGGUGCUAUGGUUGUCUCAAAUCUAAUUUGACUACACACUCGAAGCGGUAUUUCAGCAUCUCUGAUGGGAUCGAAGGGAAAGAGAGAGAGAGAGAGAGAGAGACAGAGAGAUAAGGAAAAAAGCAAAAGUUUACUAGUCAUCUGCAAAAUUUUGUAGAUGUCUUUUUUUACAACAGUUGGUGAUCCAAGCUAGGUGUGAGAUGGAGG